Microstroma glucosiphilum is the source of this 3480-nucleotide messenger RNA. RefSeq lists its product as hypothetical. The record is from RefSeq and is a predicted model, not a curated record. The transcript has 3 exons. NCBI's taxonomy places the organism in Eukaryota, Fungi, Basidiomycota, Exobasidiomycetes, Microstromatales, Microstromataceae. Bases 1 to 3480 code for a protein of 1159 amino acids.
AUGUCCAAGAAAGCAUCGGGCAAUGGCGCCGCCCCGCAGCCAGUGCCCAUGGGCGUCGCACCCGCACUCGGCGGCAACGAUGGCGGCAAUGCGCCCAUUCCCAUCAUCAAGUUCGACGAUGAUCAAGAUGGACAGCGAGAUCGCAAGCUAGCAUCACGAAAGGACUACAACAGGAGAGGAGGGAAUGGAGGCAGCAGUGGUCGCACCUCCAAGAAGGCCAAGGCGGGUUUCUUUGCCCUCCUCACUUCUCUCGUCUUCCAGGCGGGAGUGGCUUACCUCCUCGUGGGAGCCUUUUGGUCGUGUCCGGCAACUUGGGGACAUACAGACUACAAUCCCAAUGACAGCAGAGCUACGUGCAGGACUUUGGCGCAAGCCAAGUCUCAGAUUGCCCCCGUCGUCACUCCUUACUACCACGCAGCACAGGCAAAGGUGGAGCCUUACACCAAGCCUUACAUCGAUGCUGCCUCGCCUUACUACCGGACAGCCCACAAGACCGCUCUGCCUUACUACAAGACUGCCAACAAGAUCGGCAGAAGGUAUUACAAGACCGCCAACCAGUUGAGCAAGAAGUACUACAAUCGCAACAUCGAGCCACUCCGCAAGCGCGCCAUCAAGCGCAGCCAGGCCUUUGCCGAUCCUCACCUCAAGGUCGCUCGGCAGCACUACAGCAAGCACGUGGAAACUCACGUUGUUGGCGCUCGCAAGGCCGUCAAGCCCUAUCAGGAUAUUUACCGCCGCGAUGUCGCCCCCGUGCUCAAUGACGCCUACCUUCAGUCCCUAGCUGCGGGCACUGGAGCCUACCGAGCCUACAAUAAGCACGCCCACCCACUCGUGCUCUCCUCUGCCAAGCACAGCCACUCUUUUUACGUCAAUCACUUUGACCCAGCUGUGAGGAGGACAUAUGCGCUUUACAUCCGACCACAGGCGGAUAAGGCCCUGCAGAAGGUUUUCGAGUGGAAGUCGCAUGCGAUGAGUAGUGAGGCUAUCAAGGAUGCAAAGCGCUGGGCAAGGUUGGCAAAGAAGGAGGCCAAGGCAGUCGAAGAUGAGAAGGUCGCUGAGGCAAAGAUUUCCGCUGCGCAUGCCGUGAACGAUCCUAGUCUUCUUGAUCGCGUCAAUAUUGCAAAGGACCAAGCUACCGGUGGACCUCUAGCAGCAGCCGACCCAGUAGCCUCGGCCGUCUCUGACGCCGAGGAGGAAGCCGAGCUCACCAGCACAAAGGAGCAGCUCGAGGCUUGGGAGAAGGGUCUCGCUGCGCUCAUCGACGAAGAACACAAGCUCGUGCAGACUAGGUUCGAUGAGAUCCACGCUCGCUUUGCAGAGACGGUCCCUGAGAAGUUUGACGUAUUAACAGAAGACGUUGAGAUGGAGGUGGACGGCGUCUUUGCCCAGCUGGCCAAAGCCUUCCAGAAGGUGUCAAAGCGAGAAGAAGGGCCGGAGAGGACCGAGGCAGGCAAGGCCCUCGUCGAGAAGCAGCACGGCAAGCUCUCGCGCUCCAGGGAGAGGGCCGUCAAGUCACUCGGAUCCCUCUUCGGUGAGCUCGAGGCAGAGGAGAAUGCAACGCAGCGCGCAUCGGUAGAAGAGGUGGAGCGCUUCAUCGCCGAGGCCACAAAGGCGCACCGCUCCCUCAUCAAGUCUGCCAAGUCUUCAAAGACUCGCGAGCAGUUCUCUAGCUGGGACGAAGGAAUCGUGCCCCGUGCUCAGACCUUUAGCAAGGAGCUCCAAUCGCUCAAGUCAGGCAACAAGAAGCUCACACGCGGAGUCGUGGGUGUCAGCGGUGGCAAGAAGGGUGAUAUCCAGCGCAAGAUCAGCACUCUGCAGAGCUCUCUCGAGGGUCUCUACGAUACCGCCCUUGCCGAGCUGGGAGCCUUUGGUGCAAAGGAGCUCAGUGCGCUCGGUGCCGCUGGCGCUGCUGCUAGUGUCCUCGAGUCCAUCGUGGGCGGUACGAAGCAGUUGAGCGAGGAUGCCCAGAACGUUCUCAAGGAAGCAGCCGGCUCACUGGGUGUCAGUGGCUCGGGUGCUGCCUCUCUCGUCAGCGCCAAAGCGAGCGAGGCAUCUGCAUCCGCCAGCUCGCUCUUGAGAGAAGGCGCCAAGAGCGUAGGUGUCAGCGUUGACCCCGAGACCCCCGGCGAGUACGUCGAGUCCGUGUACGAAGCUGCCAAGUCUGCCAUGCCCGAUACUGCUUCUGCCAGCUCCCUUGCAAGUGAGGCUUCUGCUUCUGCUAGCUCUCUACUAAGGGAGGGCGCCAAGAGUGUGGGUAUCAAAGUCAACCCUGAGACUCCUGGAGAGUACAUUGAGUCCGUCUACGACGCUGUCACUUCCGGUGUCCCUGGCUCCGCUUCGGUAAGCUCGCUUGCUAGUGAAGCUUCUGCUUCUGCCAGCUCUUUGCUACGGGAAGGAGCCAAGAGCGUCGGCAUGUCGGUGAGCCCCGAGACACCAGGAGAGUACGUCGAGUCAGUCUACGAAGCCGCCAAGUCCGCCGUCGCCGGCACUGCCACUUCCGGCAGUCCUCUAGUCAGCAGCGCCUCAUCCAUCGGUAGCGAGUACUACGCCUCUGCCAGCUCCAUUGCCCGUCAAGCAGCGCAGCGUGCCGGGGUGCAAUUUGAGCCCGAAUCAAGCGGAGAGAUGAUCGAGUCGAUUGUGAAUGAAAUUUACUCCUCCGGCUCAAGCAUCGGCAGUGUAGCCUCUUCAGUCGCAUCUAGCGCCGCCUCCAACGUGGCCGACAAGGUUCCAGUAGACUUCGACACGAAGCAAGCAAGCAAGAUCCUCUCGGCCGCUUCCGUGGGCAUGUCAUCCUCAGCAACCGCCCUUGGCUCCUCAGCCAGCUCUGUCGCUCGCUCUGCAGCGCAAGCAGCAGGCCUUAACGUGCAGCCCGAGUCUCCAGGAGAGUACAUCGAGUCCGUCGCUGGUCUGGCAACAGAUGGCGCUUCCUCCCUGGUUGGCGAAGCCUCAUCUGUGCUGCACCAGGCGACACGCAGCUUAGCCUCCGCAGUGGGAGUAGAAGCCACACCCGAGACCCCAGGAGAGUAUGUAGAGAGUGUACUCGAUGCAGCACAGGGUGCCGCAAGCGAUGCAGCAGCCGCAGCAGGGUCCGUCUACUCGCGUCGUGGAAGAGUGGUGAGCAGCGCUUCCUCCCUUGUGGGAGAAGCAGCCAGCUCAGCUUCCUCUCUUGCGUCGCAAGCAAGCAAGAGCGCCGAUUCCCUCGCGUCAGAAGCAAGCAGCAGCGCUUCCUCCCUCUCACGGCGUGGACGUGUGAUCCUCAGCUCUUCCUCGGCCGAAGGAGCAGUAGGAUCCGUCGCCUCGGACGCUUCUUCCCUCCUCUCCUCCCUCGGAUCAGAAGGUGCCGAUGCGCUCCACCAGGCUACGCGCUCUGCCAGCUCGGCGCUAGGCGCUUCUCCUACCCCUGAGACGGCAGGAGAGUAUGUUGAGGCGGCGGUUCAGGGUGUGAAGGGGGUGGUGGAUCGGGUGAGGGAGGAGUUGUAG